AUGAAGCUGGAGGUGUUCUCGCAGCACUACGAGGACAAGCUGAGCGCCGGCAGCGAUCAGGAAGGCAGCGGCUCGCUCUCCCCGGCGCCGGCCGAUAGCGAGCUGGGAUCGGACGGGGACUGCGCCGCCAAUAGCCCGGGCGGCAGCGCCGGCAGCUCCGGGCGGCCCCCGCCGCCGACCCCGGCCCCGCAGCCGCCGCCGCCGCCGCCGCCGGCUCCGGCCGAGGGAGGCAAGGGGAAGCCGUACACGCGGCGGCCCAAGCCGCCCUACUCGUACAUCGCGCUGAUCGCCAUGGCCAUCCGCGACUCGGCCGGGGGCCGCCUGACCCUGGCCGAGAUCAACGACUACCUGAUGAGCCGCUUCCCCUUCUUCCGCGGCGCCUACACGGGCUGGCGCAACUCGGUGCGCCACAACCUCUCCCUCAACGACUGCUUCGUCAAAGUGCUGCGCGACCCGGCGCGGCCCUGGGGCAAGGACAACUACUGGAUGCUCAACCCCAGCAGCGAGUACACCUUCGCCGACGGCGUCUUCCGCCGCCGCCGCAAGCGCCUGAGCCGCGCCCCCUCGCCGCCCGCGGCCGCUCUCUACGGCGGGGGCCUGGUGCAGCUGUGCGCCUACGGGCUGGGCGAGCCGCCGCUGCUGCUGGGCGGCCCCCACGGGCAUCCCCAGGGGCAGCCGCCGGCGGAGCGCCCGCGGGCGUCGCUCUUCGCCGGGGCCGCGCUCCCCGGGGGAUCCCCGCCCUACGUCCCGCUCCGAGCGCCGCGGCCGGCGGCGGGGAGCUCGGCCCCGUUCCGCCCGUACGCCGUGGAAACCCCCCUGGCGUAA
Phasianus colchicus (ring-necked pheasant) is the source of this 825-nucleotide messenger RNA. The record is from RefSeq and is a predicted model, not a curated record. NCBI's taxonomy places the organism in Eukaryota, Metazoa, Chordata, Aves, Galliformes, Phasianidae.